CAAAUAUCCUAAAAACACAACACAGAUUUGAGAGACACAGAGGAAGAGAAUAAUCCAUUAGAACAAGCCAAAAAUCAGAACAAGAAGAUGGGAGUUGGAGGAACAUUAGAGUAUAUAUCUGAGCUAAUAGGAAGUGGUGGAAGUCAUAGCUAUGGCAAGAGAAAGAAGAAGAAGCAAUUUCAGACAGUGGAGCUCAAAGUUAGAAUGGAUUGUGAUGGUUGUGUCCUCAAGGUCAAAAACUCUCUAUCUUCUCUAAAAGGAGUUAAAUCGGUGGAGAUAAACAAGAAGCAGCAAAAGGUGACGGUGAGUGGUUACGCGGAACCAAGCAAGGUGCUGAAAAAGGCCAAAACGACGGGGAAAAAGGCUGAGAUAUGGCCUUACGUUCCGUACAACUUGGUGGCUCAGCCGUACAUAGCUCAGGCGUACGACAAGAAGGCGCCGCCUGGUUACGUUAGAAAAGUCGACCCAUACGUCACCACGGGGACGAUGGCCGUUUACAACGAUGACCCUUCUUACACUUCUAUGUUUAGUGAUGAUAAUCCUAAUGCUUGCUCUAUUAUGUAAUUAUUAAAUCACUAAUAAAUGAGGUUUAUAUCUAUAUAUGUAUAAAUAUUUAGAUUUUGGUGUUUUUUGGGUUCAGGAUUUUGUCCUUUUUGCAUGUGCUUCUUGUUGGUGUUACGAGAAUGUUAAUUAAUUUCAAG
Messenger RNA from Eruca vesicaria subsp. sativa (arugula), 701 nucleotides. Lineage: Eukaryota; Viridiplantae; Streptophyta; Magnoliopsida; Brassicales; Brassicaceae. The record is from the annotation of a GenBank genome assembly.